AUGCCGAAUAUCUCCCAGUCCCUAGCCCCCGUCUACAAUUUUGUGAUUUCCGACAAGGCCGGGAAACCAACGCUGAUCACUCUAUCUUCCCUAGACUGUUUUACCUUCUCGCUAUCAACUGGACAAGCUGGGCAACAAACGACACGCUUUCAACAAGCUCUUCCAUCUCCCCUUUCGCGGUAG
This is a messenger RNA of Paracoccidioides lutzii Pb01, 183 nucleotides long. RefSeq lists its product as hypothetical. The record is from RefSeq and is a predicted model, not a curated record. The transcript has 2 exons. Bases 1 to 183 code for a protein of 60 amino acids.